AAAAAUUGGUAUCCAAACAAGUUCAUAAGCAUAUACAUUUAUAAACAUCCAUACUAAUUUUAAGUCAUUUUCACUAAUAUGGCAAUAUGACUAGUUCCAGUCUUUUUACUGUUUCAUUUUUCUCCCAAAGAUGCCUUUAAUUAAUUUCCUGUACUUGUUCUCUUUGCGCUUGGCAUUUGUAUACUUCUAAGUCUGUUUUAGUGAAAACAUAGUAAAGUAUGUAUACAAAUGGAUUCCAUUCACUAUAUAGACAUAUAUUUCAAGUUACUACAUUUUAAAUGGUUAUGACAAAAAAGCAUGUGAUGUCAUGUGAACCACCCAUGUGUGGUGACUGCAACUGAAUUUUAAUCGAAUUUAAAUGCUAAUUAUGCAACGAGCCUUUGAUGCUCUUCAGAGAUCUUCCGCCUCCACGGUGCAGCGUAAGCACUUCUCCAUACUCCUCGGCGCUCUCUCUCCUCCUCCUCCUCAACUAAGCUAUCCCUGCCUUUCUUCUUUCGUCUUCCUUGCUUUUUUCUCUCAUUCCUGCACAUCAGUCCAGCAGCAGCUGAUUAGAAGCACGCUAAUGUAAUUGAAUAUGGUCAUUAAUUAUCCUGGAAAUAGAAGCAACAAACCAUCUGUAUCUGUGCUUACUGUUAUUACCCCUUCCCCGUUCUGUACUUCCCACUUCUGAUCCUAUAUUUUAAUAUGAAGGAUUUGAAGGGUGUUAUGUGGAAUUGGGUCAGACUGGAGUGUAGGUUGUGGGGAUGGUAUGGAAAAGCUCUAUCUGCUGAUGUCUGAGUAUACAGUAGUCAAGACAGAUGCCCUUUGACAUUGAUUUGAGGCCAGUUGCUUUUAGAGUGUUGGGAAAGGGCCAAUGAGCAGGCUAUACUGGGAUUCCCUCGGUGAUUGAAUUUGUUUUUGAAAACGUCCCAUGUAACUUUAUACACUCUUAAAAAUAAAGGUUCCUAAAGUGUGGUUUAAUUUUUUCCCCCUAAAGAACCUUUUUUUUUCUUACUGUGAAGAGCAUUUAGAUAAAAAUCUAAAGAUUCUUUUUUUCUUUUCUUUUUUUUUACAUUACAAAGAGCCUUCUGUGCAGUGGAACAAUUCACUGCAUGUUGUUAUUCUUGUAGUUAUUUACCUAUAGUGGUUCGCACAUUCACAAGAAUAAAUGAACUUUAAAUAUGCACUACAGAAAUUUGACCUCUCUGUCGCCCUCUGUGAUUGCAUGCAAGAUUGCGAAGUUGUUUUGUGCUUCGCAACUGAAUGAAGCCUGAAAUUUUCAUCUUCAUUGUCAGCUUUACCCUAAAAAUUUUCUGUAGUGCACCUUUCACUGAUAUUAAGAAAUGCUGUAGAAAUUGUUGUUCAUUGCUGGUUUAUGAUACAUCAUGCAUUAACCAAUGUUAAUGAGUUGAACCUUACUGAGAAGUGUUAGCAUUCUGCUUUGGCUGCAUGAAUGCUAAUUGCUCAUGAAUUGCUGAUGACAUGUAUGUAUCACUUGGAAUGAGGAUAAAUGUGUAAUUGUGUUGAGAAGAAUGAGAAAUGUUCAGAGUGAGACAGCUCAUCUGACUGGGGCUAUGGUGUUCUUUUGUUCUCUUCUGCGAUGAUUGCCUAUUAUUCUAGAGAGUGAUUAUUCCAUUCUGCUUGUGGUCCACAUGAUCUUCUGUUUUUUUUUUUUUUACCCAAGGUGAUGAUAACUUUCACAAAAAACUGACAUUCAUUUUUCACUGUGCAUGGCCUCCAAGAUGACUAAUUUCUUAGUUCUUAGAUCAUUUUUAGGAAUGAUCCCAAAAAAUGAAAAUUCUAUUAUAAUUUGCUCACCCUCAUGUUGUUUCAAACCUGUAUGAAUUUAUUUCCUCUGUUGAACACAAAAGAAGAUAUACUGAGAAAUGUCUGGCUGCACUGUUAGACAUUUCUGUAAUUUCUGCAGUUAUUUACUGUAUAUCACCCAGUAUAAUACUGCAAAUUCCCUUUACAGUAAAUAACUGUAAUGCCCUUUGCAUCAUGGGAAUUUUCUGUUACGUAAGACCCCACAUACAGAGACUUACUGUAUUUUUUAAAAUUGCUGUAUACCACUGUACUUGCUGUAAUGGCCUCUUCAGCGCCAUUCUAUUGAGGUUGUUUUAUUUUCCUCAUUUCUUACAUUUGGAUUGACACAAUUUGCCCUACACCGUUUCUACAACGCCGCAACAGCUUGGGACUGACUACACUGGAUGUGUUACAUCACUUGUAAUGAUUGGAAAAUCCAUUUGUACUUCGUGUCAGAAAUGUACGUCAGAAAUAUACCGGGGCAUCACUUUACUGUCCGCAUCCACUGUAGAUAGUAUAUAUAAUGGGAUCUAUAUUGUUUUUUAUCGAGUCGCGCCACACCACUCGCGUCCGAGGAAGACACGGAAGCAGCAGGGCAGCGCCGCGGGUUUUGCCCGGGGAUGAACCCGCGAGAGUGGGAGAGCUCCGGAGAACAUCUACGCUGUGUGUCGAUGCACCUUACGAGAUAAGACCAGCAAGCAAGGUAAAAAUAUAUGUACCUUUGUCUGUGUGUUUGUGUCAGAUUUUUGCACACCAGUUUAACUUAGUAACAUGGCGGUAACAAACUUUACUAUGGUAAACUGCGCUGUCAUUUCAAACGACUUUUGUCAGCUUAUUGAAUUAAGUUACCAAAUUAAAAUUAUUUUUAAUGAGCAACGCUUAUCUUAUAUUAACAUUAGGUUAACUAAUGUGAAAUUUUGUUCAGGUCUUAGUAGUUAAUGUUGGCCAGUAGCCUGAGAAAAUAAAAUCCUAUGUUAAGUUAAACAAGUUUUAUGGCUAGCUGCCUUUUCUAGUUUUAGAAUUAGUUUGUUAUAGUUUUUAAUGAAAUUUAAGAUUUACUGCAUUGUUUUGUAUUUGUGUUUUAACGGCAACUGCAAUGAAGCAUCAAGAAAGACAUGAGCAGGCCAGCCACCCUGAGACUGAUAAUUCAUGAGAAGACAUUUCUGUCACUAAUGAAGUGGAGGGUGAGCAAAGAUGGUGGCCACGUUUUGGAGCAGCACCUGGGUUUUGCAGAUGGCUAUGCAUUCUUUGGCUGUUUGUAAAGAUUCUUUGGAGCAGCCCAUCUACAGCACUCGGGCACACGUCUUCCAGAUAGACCCCAACACUAAGAAGAACUGGAUGCCCACCAGCAAGCAUGCGGUCACUGUAUCUUACUUCUAUGACAGUACCAGGAACGUGUACAGGAUCAUCAGCCUGGACGGAUCAAAGGCAAUAAUAAACAGCACUAUCACCCCGAACAUGACCUUCACGAAGACGUCUCACAAGUUUGGGCAGUGGGCAGACAGCCGUGCCAACACAGUGUAUGGGCUGGGUUUCUCCACUGAGCAUCAUCUGGCCAAGUUUGCAGAUAAAUUUGCAGAGUACAAGGAAGCAGCCAGGAUGGCCAAGGAGAAGUCUCUAGAAAAGAUGGAGCUGGCAAGUUCGCCCUCUCAGGAAUCGCCUGCUGACAUUCAUUCCCCCCUGACUCCACCUGUCACUGCGGACCUCUGCCGAAUCAACGGCACCGGUGAUGACGUCAAUCUGUCUGACGUGUCACCAAAUUCUAUGCUCCAAUCAGACCUUUCCCCGACCACGCCGACCCUUGCACACAGCCCGACUACCAACAAACACUGGGAAGCAGAGCUUGCAGCACUAAAGAGCAACAAUGCCAAGCUCACAGCUGCUCUGCUGGAGUCCACGGCCAACGUCAAACAAUGGAAACAGCAGCUAGCAGCUUAUCAGGAGGAGGCUGAAAGGCUACACAAACGGGUUUCAGAAUUGGAAAGCCAGAGUAGUCAAACCAAUGUGAUCAAAUCCCAGAAAACAGAACUGAACCAAACAAUAGAGGAGCUGGAGUGCACAUUAAAGGCAAAAGAAGAGGAAAUGGUGCGAUUGAAAGAAGAAGUAGAAAAUGCAAAGCAGCUUCAAACUCAGAAAGAUGAACUCACCAAAAAGUUAGAUGAUACAGACUUGCGGAAUAAGGAGCUUGAGGAACAGUUGGCUGAUCUGGAGCAACGUCUGGAGUCAAGUCAAGUGGAUCAGGAGAACCUCCGCAAGAACCUCAAAACCCUGCUGGAGAUUCUGGAUGGAAAGAUCUUCGAGCUGACAGAGCUGAGAGACAACCUAGCUAAGCUCAUAGAGGACAGCUAGAUUCCUCCAACUCUUGCCUCAAAACAUGACUUUAAUGCCACUUUCCUUUCCUUUUUACGAAAUACACAACGUCUGAUUCAGGCAGAGAGAGUCUGAUGUGCUUUCGGACUCUCAUUCACUCACUUACACGGAAUGAUAAACCUUUGGUUGCACUUGAUUUUGUAUUUUUGAGGUGGGUUCAUUCUUUUCAGUGCCACUGCUACCUACCGAAUUUUAUUGUCAACAAUACACCCGUACUUUUGUCAAUGUUUCCUCCAAUUUUCCCCUGAAAUUGGCAGCCUGCAAAGAACAUGGCUGCAUAUAGGCUCCUACUUUUUAAAGGUGCUGGUCUUGUGUGCCUGGCUGUUGGCGUUAAUGGACGUUUCUUAUGCUGCUGAGGACACUACUGAAUUACACUGACUGGAUCUUCAGUCGUAUUUUAAGACUGGAUAUUCAGAGCCAUAUGUUGUAGCCAAAUGUUAUUGGCUUGCCUCUUCCCCGUCAUGGAAACUGCCUCAAUGUUCAAUCAGUCAAAGUUUCAGGAUACUCAGCCGCUGACCUAAAAAGCUCUUGACAUUUAGCAGACUUUGAGACGUAGAUGUGGUGUAUGCUUUAGGCCUGUAAUAUACACUGAGCAAUAUUAGUGUGAGCGUAUGUAUGCCAGAUUAGUGCAAGCCACUUCAAUGCAUCCGUCAGGUACUCAAACAGUCGAAAGGAUGAAUUUAUGGCCUGUUGUAGGUAAACUUUGGAUUUCUCCAAUGACCAGUGUAAUGCUUUUGGAUCGUAUUGGCCUUAUAAUAACCCGUAUCUAUACAUUUUUCAGGAUUUUCUUGAAGACGAGGAUCUUCCUUUGUUUGUUGACUUACCAAAUGCAAUUAUGUACUUAAUUCCUUAAGAUUUUCAAUAACAAUAUUAUUGUAAUAUUUAAAAAGUUCAUCCUGUUGAUGCGUAUUACAAUACAUAGAUCAUGAUACAUAGGUCAGUAUGAUUGUAUUUAUAUGUGGGAAAAUUCUGUUUUAAAUUUCCCAAUGUUAAUAAAGACUAUUUAAAGAUA
Molecule: messenger RNA, 5167 nt
Organism: Onychostoma macrolepis
Lineage: Eukaryota; Metazoa; Chordata; Actinopteri; Cypriniformes; Cyprinidae
Gene: homer1b
Product: homer scaffold protein 1b
Exons: 10
Coding region: 2980-4134 (384 amino acids)
Biological process (GO): G protein-coupled glutamate receptor signaling pathway; regulation of store-operated calcium entry
Cellular component (GO): dendrite; cytoplasm; plasma membrane
Molecular function (GO): G protein-coupled glutamate receptor binding
Source: RefSeq, a predicted model, not a curated record